Leptinotarsa decemlineata (Colorado potato beetle) is the source of this 1844-nucleotide messenger RNA. RefSeq lists its product as uncharacterized. Gene Ontology annotation, molecular function: zinc ion binding. Gene Ontology annotation, cellular component: nucleus. The record is from RefSeq and is a predicted model, not a curated record. Gene Ontology annotation, biological process: positive regulation of transcription by RNA polymerase II. NCBI's taxonomy places the organism in Eukaryota, Metazoa, Arthropoda, Insecta, Coleoptera, Chrysomelidae.
UCGGUUGUUUCUUUGCCGUUGGGAGUCGUGGAAUUCAAAAAAUUAAGAAGCAUAAGCAGUGUGUAAAGCAAGGCUUUUGCACUUCCUGGACAAAGGAUCUUUAGUCACAGACUCUUAAGUGUAAUGUAUAACAUAUAACACACAACGGGGCCGCCAGAGGAAGCUGAGACCGUUCAAAUAAGGAAUGGAAAAGAACUUCUUUUUCCCUGGCAUUUAAAUUUUCAUUCAAUUUUUUUUAUAUCAUGGAUAAUUCGGAGAAUUCAUAUGAAAUUUUGAUAUGUAGAUUAUGUUUGAAUAUUGUCAGUGGUAAAUAUGCUUUUGUGGAUGAUAUUACUCUGGACAAACUCGAAAAUAUAUCUCUGGAAAUGACGAAAACUGUACCGUGCGGUUCAAUACUCUGCGAUAAGUGUAAUCAGCUUUUACUUAAAAAUGUCUUUUUAAAAGCUCAAAUAUACAAGACCGAACAAACGUUUAUGAAUGACAUUGAGGAGACUGAACAUCACUUAGACUACAAACAAGUCGUAUCAUAUAUGGAUGAUACAUCAGCUAAUGUAAGAAAUGUAGCGUACAAAGAAUGGAACUGUAAGAUUUGUAGUAAAGUGAAUGAAGACACAUUUGAAGAUGAUCUUGUGAAAGAAGCAAUAAAAAAGUUAUCCUACAAUUUGGGUUUUCGUAUUGCAAGAAAUUCAAAAAUCUGUAAAUGUUGUACGGAAUUAAUAUACGACCUCAUCAGCGUCAAAAAUAUAUGCAUGAAUACUCAAGAAAUCAUAAAUAAUUAUUGUACAGAUUUUGGGGUGAAUGAUUCCUCUGUAGUUGAUCUGUGUCAUGUUAAAUUUCAUCAGAUUUACUCAAACAGGAGCUUUGACAAUUUGGGUAGUUCUGUUGAAAGUGUGUCUUACACACCAGUAUACGAAGAUCACGAAUCAACUGCUGUAAUAGAUUAUUUGUCAAAGUUUGAUGUGUCUGAAGUAGAACUUGAAGAUUACCGGAACAGCCCAGUUUUAGAUAAUGGCAGUAACAAAGAAAAUCACGAGGUUCUGACUUAUGAACUUGUUGAAGUAAAAGAGAACCCCAUGUAUCAUAAUGGUUUUUGCACGUAUAGGUGCCCAAAAUGCAAAGAACUUGUUGAAAAUGUUGAAGAUCAUUUAAUACGACAUAAAAAUAUCUCAACAGUUAUAAAAUAUGGAUGCAUCAAAUGUGAAUAUACAAAUGAAUCUAAAGAAAAUUUGGAGACACAUUUUUCAACUCAUUCCCAAGUUUCUAUUUCAAAAAAGGUUUUUUACAGUUGCAAUCAGUGUCCUUUUAAAAGUUCAGAUAGGGGAAAUUUCAAAACUCAUAUGCUGGUACAUGCGAAUCCUGAAGAAAUAAAGAUGUUCAAGUGUUCCAAGUGCAAAUUUCAAGCAAGACAGAAAGGAAAUCUCAAAACCCAUCUCCUCGUCCACGAGAAGCCAGACGAAAUAACGAUGUUCAAGUGUUCCAAGUGCAAAUUUCAAGCAAGACAGAAAGGAAAUCUUAAAACCCAUCUCCUCGUCCACGAGAAGCCAGAAGAAAUAACGAUGUUCAAGUGUAAUGAAUGCAAAUUUCAAGCAAGGCAAAAGGGCAACCUCCAAACGCAUAAAUUCAAAAAACACGGUAAAGUCAAAGAAAACAGAAGAGGUUCAUCAUUGUUCAUCAAAUGUGAAUUCUGUCCUUAUACAUCAAAAGGAGAAGCUUGUACGAAAAGGCAUUUCAAGUCUCACAAAACAUCUUUGUAAGGUUAUUUAUCAAUACAAGGCUUAUAACUGAAUAAUAUUUUUAAUGAUCUUUGGUUUAAUGUUAAAAGGAGAAAUGUAUUUACUUCAAAA